Molecule: messenger RNA, 882 nt
Organism: Osmia bicornis bicornis
Lineage: Eukaryota; Metazoa; Arthropoda; Insecta; Hymenoptera; Megachilidae
Product: COMM domain-containing protein 3-like
Exons: 6
Coding region: 80-685 (201 amino acids)
Biological process (GO): sodium ion transport
Source: RefSeq, a predicted model, not a curated record
GUCAUUUGAAUUUCAUUCGUCACCUAUCAACGCCGCAAUUCGGUAUUAUGAUUUGAAGAGGGACGCCGGGCCACUCCGCAUGUGCAGAACGGAUGAUAACUCUUUCAAACGAAAUCCGAAUGGACAGGGAAUGGAUCAUAAAUGGAUCAUGAAUGGAUGCCGUAAAUUUAAGCAUGAUAAUUUUCAGCAAAUUUUAGAUACAGCUAUUUCUUACAUAUCUGAAAGUCCAGCAGAAAUAAGAUGUACUGUCAAAGCAGCAAAUUUAAAACCAAUUUUAACAAAGAAGAUUGUCGCUGACACGGCAUGUUUGUUUAUAGAAGCUGCUCGGCACGAUUUAGACGAGGAAAACUUAAAAACUUUUCUAUGUCAAAUAUCUAGCGACGAACAGAGGAUUAAAAAAUUAUGCGAAAGAUACGUUAAUAACAAAACAACGAUACAGUGUCACUUAGAAUCAAUAGGCAAUAACCCACCACAUAUUGUUGAUGUAGACUGGCAUUUAGAUUAUUGCGUUAAGUUGGACACAUGCAAUUCCCUGGGUGUUCCUCUGUAUCAUGUACGAUUUAGUACUAAAGAAGGAGAAACAAUGAAUCAUGUAACAUUUUCGUGUACGAUACAACAGUUACAAGAACUAGUGUUCAAACUUAAGGAUGCCAUCAGAUACUCAGAAAAACUGACUAAUGUUUAGUUAUACAUUCAAGUUAUGGAUCUAAUUUCAUAUGGGUACAAGACAUGUACAAUAUUUGAAAAUUUUCAUACUUUUCUUUUUUCUGUUAUGCAAUCUAUAGAAAUAAUUGUUAACAACUUAUGAUAUUAUACAUGUAUUCUUGUAUAAAUGAAUCAUUAUAAUACUUAUUUAAUAAUAAAUUCAAUUUGUACGUAUAA